Molecule: messenger RNA, 411 nt
Organism: Westerdykella ornata
Lineage: Eukaryota; Fungi; Ascomycota; Dothideomycetes; Pleosporales; Sporormiaceae
Exons: 3
Coding region: 1-411 (136 amino acids)
Source: RefSeq, a predicted model, not a curated record
AUGAGUCGACCUGAAAUUCGACGCCGAAGUUCCUCCGGCGGCAUGGCGUGGGGUAAUUUUGCCAAGAACGCACAAGACCAGAACGUAUUAUACUCGAGUUCAAAGAUCGAACCCCUCAAAUCGCCAGUGAAGUACCACCAACCCCAUGACAACCACGGGGUGAUUGGUGAGGAUCACGACAUUGAGGAGGAUCACUUGGAACCGCUGCGGAGCGAAAUCAAGCAUCAUCAUAUCCAACUGCCGCACGCUGAGACGCACGGUGUAAUAGGGUACGACGACGUGAUCCAGAGCUCGAAGAUAGCCCCUUUCAAUGGCAAGUUGAAUCAAAGAACGGAGCACGAGGAGGGUAUUGAUGACGAGGACAUUGACGCUUCCCGUAUCCGCCCCAUGGGGGAGGUACGGGAGGAAUGA